UUAUUCUGCAUAAAAUGUUGUAAAUUAUAUAACGUCGCACUGCAAAGGAUUCGGGAGCUUGGUAAUGGCAUCAUCAUCUUCAAUCGACACAAGCCAGCGCAAGCCAAGAAGGACUCGAGGCACACCAUCCUUUCAUUAUCGCAAUCGUUUUGCCGCUGCUUUUAUUGUCGUGGGAUCAGCGCUCUUUGGGCUUUGGAACUUAACGCCCAUACAACGCAUAUGCAACGAAAAACUGAUUAAGGCGCUGGAGACAAGCGAGACAGAAAUUGAUCGUCACGCACUCUUUGAUUUCCCAGCACCUCGUCCUGGGAAAUUCAUCAGGGAGACAAUUGAGGAGGCGGAGAAGCUUAGGGUUGAGCGUUAAAAAUGGACAGGCAAACACGAAAAACUAAUUUUAAAAAACUGCAACUACCCGCGACCACAAAGCUGCGGUAGGUAGCAGUAUCCACUUAAUUGUAUAUAUGUAUACAAAUAGUUAAAUUUGUUGCAGAUGUAGAUUAUAGUGAAAUAAAAAUAAAAUCAUAAAUUAA
Messenger RNA from Scaptodrosophila lebanonensis, 530 nucleotides. RefSeq lists its product as uncharacterized. The record is from RefSeq and is a predicted model, not a curated record. The coding region runs from base 65 to 364 and encodes 99 amino acids. Lineage: Eukaryota; Metazoa; Arthropoda; Insecta; Diptera; Drosophilidae. The transcript is spliced from 2 exons.